Molecule: messenger RNA, 2493 nt
Organism: Guyanagaster necrorhizus
Lineage: Eukaryota; Fungi; Basidiomycota; Agaricomycetes; Agaricales; Physalacriaceae
Product: P-loop containing nucleoside triphosphate hydrolase protein
Exons: 12
Coding region: 227-2371 (714 amino acids)
Biological process (GO): transmembrane transport
Molecular function (GO): ATP binding; ATP hydrolysis activity; ATPase-coupled lipid transmembrane transporter activity
Source: RefSeq, a predicted model, not a curated record
CCACUUCUGUUCUCUUCUUGGGUGUGGUUUUCCAUUCUCUGCUCGAUCCCAACCUUUUUCGAGAUGAGUGUGGCAAAAACGCAUGUUGUUCCUGCGAAACCAUCGAUGUUUACUAUAACAAACCAUGAGCCGAAUCUGGGAUAACCCGAGUCGAAACGAGUAGUAUAAAAACGGAAAGAGUUCCAGCCACACAUCUCAUAGCCCUCUUCAACCACUCAUCUCAAUAAUGUCUGAAUCCUCAAUCUCAUCCAGCGACACUGCCGGUUGCGAGCCGAUCGCUGCCACUCCCCAAGGCCCUAUCAAACGAGACCGACUGGGUAUCUUCGAAAUUGCGUACGAGAAGGAAAGGACCUUCAUCCCCUCUCGCCACGCUGUAACGUCGGUAGUAAACAGCGUCUCAGAGAACGGGCCGUUCGUCUUUCGCCUCUUCAAGGAUGUGUACUCUGCCGCACCGACAACGUUCCUGCUCUACCUCAUCGCAAACCUAUGGCUGAGCGUCUCGCCGACGGUGGCGAUCUAUGUCGUCAAAGUGGGGCUCGACAUCAUCGAGAGGUGGAUGUCGUCUGGAUUUUCCAGCUCAGACAAUAUGGUAGACGAUUUCAGAUAUGCCGUACUAUAUUGGCUUGCGUUUGCUUUAGUGUCGCUCAUGGCCUCGCGUUACAUCACCGAGAAUGAACGUGUCCUGGACUCUGCCACCAAGUUGCUUCUCUAUCCCCAAUUCGCUAAAUUGAGCUUGGCUUUGGAUCUGGAUACUGCGACCGGUGGUAAUAGCUUCCCCAACCCCGGCGAGUUUCACCGAGCGUACUGUAAGGCAUGGGAGACUCUAUGUGUUAUUAUUCUUCAACUACGGUCCUUGAUCUGCAUUCUCCUUCAAGCAUGCGUUGUGACCAUCGUCCUACAUGAUUCCUUACCCCUGGAUAUCGUCAUUACGUUCGGUUCUUGUGUUCUGGCUAGUCUUUUGCUCAAGCCCGUCAACAAGUUUGGCGGUGCAGGAUACGUAUUCUGGACGAAGAAUCGUCAUUACGACCGUUUGAUAGGCCUCCAUCAAAUGAUCUUCAAUCCUUGGGUCUACCGUGAUUCCAUUAUCAAGACUGUUCCAGAAGGCUAUAUAUACCAAGAAUACAAGAAAGAGAUUGAAGGCUUGGGCGUACAGAAAUACAGUGAAGCGGACUUUGCCUCGACGACAAGUGUCCCCGCUCCAUGGUACUGGGAGUUUCCCAGCAAAAUCAUUGUCGACUGCUUUCCGGCCGUGUGCUCUGUUGUGUUGUUCUGGAAUCCUCUCACACCGUCUCUCCUGUGUGCAGGCGUGCUUCUUCAGACGGCUUCAGUGAGCCUGAGAAACCGUGUUGACUUGAUGCUGCUGUGCCAAUCGAGAUCCUUUGUGGACUUACUGCAGGCCGCUAAGCUAUGCUACCAGGAUCUGGGUAUCUCUUCGACCAUGAUCGCCGGAAAUCACGAAUACUCUGAUAGCGAGAAGUCUUCCGGUCAAGGCAUGAGUGUCUCCUUCCAGAAUGUCUCGCUUGUGUACCCUGGCCAGAAGCAAGCCCUUGACGAUGUUUCUUUUGAUAUAUCUCCCGGACAACUCAUUGUUCUCGUUGGCGUCAACGGAAGCGGAAAGUCUAGUCUUUUGAACCUGUUGCCUCGCUUGAGGGAUCCUACUACCGGGAGUAUACUUAUCGACGGGAGGCCUAUACAAGACUACGACUUGGCUUCUCUUCGAUCGUCCAUUACCAUUCUCUCACAGGACGAUGUGCUCUAUCCUCUUUCCUACGGCGAUAACUUUACCAUGGCUCUGGGUAACUCUGUGUCCGUCGACGAUGGAAAAUUGCCUAUCAAGAUGCUUGAAAGGGCAGCUACUAUGGGGGGGUCAUCCGGAAUUAUCCAUGCACAAAAGGAAGGCUUCGAUUCACUGUACACCCCCAGUGACAACGCAUUUGAACGGUCACUUCAUGUUUCUGUCACGGGUUGCGGGCACAGGUUUCCCUCUUCGGCGGCGGUACGGGUGCUGGGGCUGGAACAUCCUCUGCGGAAGCCCACGAUGCUGUCCGGAGGCGAGACUCAACGACUUCUUGCGUCAAGGGCAUGUAUGAAACUAUUGAAUGGUGGUGUCAAGCUCCUGAUUGCGGACGAGGCGAUUUCGGCGAUGGAUCCUGUCGCUGAGCGUGCGCUGUUGAAGGGUUUCUUGGAACAUGGGAAAGGCAUGACGAUGAUCUUUGUCACGCACCGGUUCGCGCAUCUCGUCAAGCACGCUGAUCAAAUUUUGUGCCUGAACGAAGGGAGGGUUGUGGAGCGUGGGACUCAUACCGAGUUGCUGGGUGUUGAAGGGGAGUAUGCUCGAAUGUAUAACGCACAAGCGGAGGCGUACCAGUGAGUGCUUGGGUAGGCGACCACUGCAAGCUCUUAUCUUGAUCUUUGGACCUGUUUACUACUCCAUCGACGGCUGGAUUCUUAGUGUAACGGUGUGCUAUAUGUCUAUGCUUGCUAUGUCUUCUG